This is a messenger RNA of Paraphaeosphaeria sporulosa, 934 nucleotides long. RefSeq lists its product as uncharacterized. The record is from RefSeq and is a predicted model, not a curated record. NCBI's taxonomy places the organism in Eukaryota, Fungi, Ascomycota, Dothideomycetes, Pleosporales, Didymosphaeriaceae. The coding region runs from base 289 to 789 and encodes 166 amino acids. The transcript has a single exon.
GAGAGCCAAGCGUUGCACAAGCGCGACCUCCCGCUACGAAGCAGCCAGGUUCCGGUCGCGAAGCUGUCAGUACUCGAAAAAACGAAACCAGGACGAUUUCGCACUCAACUCAAGAGGCUCAUGGAAGGUCACUAAUGCAUGUUUUAUAGUAAACUCUAUCGAUCUGUGGACCCAGGAUUGUUUCAAAGGACCUGGGCAAAAAAGUGAACUUGGCCACACGGUUUCUCCCACAUACGCUAGACCAACAACCAGAACACCUCUUACGCUCCCCGGGGGCGGCAUGUCCGGAUGCGCAAGCCGAGACAGCUCGCUAUGACUCUAUCGGAAAUAAGCGCGUUGGCAAAAGCUAUAACCUGCUGCUACGAUAUGUCGAUCUCGAGAGCAUGCACACCUUUCUUGGGCAUCAAGUUCUCCUUUCACACCUGUAGUCGCAACGGCCCGGGAGCGCUUCAGCGUACUAACCAUAAGACGUUACGCAGAAGUUUAGAUUGCAGCCGUAACCGCAACCUACUGUUUCGGAGGCUGUACUGUAAGCGUCGGGCGGGUCACUUGUCGAUCACACGGCCUCUACGACAAGCGCCGCAAUGUACAUCGUUCAAGAAAACGAAGGACGCGGUUCAUUGCCAACCUCCAGCAGUCUCACCGGCCGCUCAACUCUGUCCACACUUGAAAUUUCUGCCCAUGACCAGGUGUGAGGUCACGGUCAAUCCCUUCACCACUAUUGUAAGCGCAUGGGCAGGCCUUACACAGCUCCAGCCAUCGCGGGCAUCGAGGACGACCUUGAUAUAGCGAAGUCCGCAAGCAGUCAUUUCACCUCACGUUUAUACGCAUCAUGAUGAUGCGCUUGUUCUUGUCGAGACUUUGCUGUAGUUGACGUAGCAUUCGUACACCGGAGUAAAGGCCUGCAAUGCAGACAUAUCGAUGCCAAGGGAUC